ACAAAGGAGUUGAAUAGGCCCCCGCUGAAGAUUGAAGUGUUUGACAAAGUGUACGUCCCGAAAUCUGGUGACCCCCCGGCACGUGUAGUUGAAACGAAGCAAAAAUACAAUGAAAUGAAAGCCCAGGCUGAGUCUCAAGGGAAAUCGUACGAGCAGGAUGAUUCUGAGCUGUUUUGUGCGGUGGUGCCGCUGUACAAAGGCAGGCGGUUUGGGACAGGAUCUGAAGCCGAGGCGAUGUCGGACGUUGAAUGUUCUAGCAGGAUAUCGGGGCCGACUCAGCAGGAAAUUGAUUCCCGCAUCAAGGAACAGCUGGAAGCCCGAUUUGCGGAGCAGGAGAAGCAGUGGCAAACCCAGAUGGCGAACAUGACUUCUGUGUUUACGGCGUACAUGCAACAAGUGCGAAGUGUGAACCCUUCUGUCCCGCUGCCUGAUUUCUCGGACUUUCGUACCCCGACCUCUGCCCAAAUGAACGGGCUGGAAGAUAUGUUUG
Molecule: messenger RNA, 490 nt
Organism: Cuscuta epithymum
Lineage: Eukaryota; Viridiplantae; Streptophyta; Magnoliopsida; Solanales; Convolvulaceae
Source: the annotation of a GenBank genome assembly